Molecule: messenger RNA, 1062 nt
Organism: Ilyonectria robusta
Lineage: Eukaryota; Fungi; Ascomycota; Sordariomycetes; Hypocreales; Nectriaceae
Exons: 1
Coding region: 1-1062 (353 amino acids)
Biological process (GO): ergosterol biosynthetic process
Molecular function (GO): C-4 methylsterol oxidase activity; iron ion binding
Source: RefSeq, a predicted model, not a curated record
AUGUCAAAACCGAACCCAAAAGAUUCGAUCAAAUCUACCUGGCCUCUUGGAGACAGGUCGGAAUGGGGUUUGAACCACCGGAUCAUCGAUGCGCUCAACGUAUACCCCAUCACGCCUGGAAAGGAAGUUCCUGUGCAUCCGAAGACUGAUAAGAUACCCUACUUCGUUCAGUGGCAAGGACAUGCUUGGGUUCUUAUGCACGCCUUUAUACCCAUUACCAUCCACCAGACAUGGCUUUGGUAUACUGGCAAGGAAAGCCUGAACCCUAUCGCCGUAUUCUUUCUCUACUUCUUCUCCUUUACCGUGGUUGUCAUCCGAGAGGUUAAGGGCGCCAGAAAAGCAGGCCAGGAUCUUGGUUAUCUUGAUGGCGACGUCCACGAGCGCGAUGGCAUACCUGAUGUGGGCGUGGAUAAAGUGGCUGCUGCGCUCUGGAAGACCACGGGAUCCCGUAUCGCCAUGGCCACCUACAUCUCCUACAAUAGCUACCAGUCCCCUGCCAUGGCUCUUGGAGACUGGCACUGGUGGGCUUGGCUGUGGUUGCAGAUUGGCCUAUAUGGCAUCGUUCUCGACUUCUGGUUCUACGUAUACCAUCGCGCGAUGCACGAUAUCGAUUGGCUGUGGAAGUAUCACCGCACUCAUCACCUCACAAAGCACCCCAAUACACUUCUCGCAGCGUAUGCCGACCAUGAACAAGAGUUCUUUGACAUGGUUGGUGUCCCGUUCUUGACUUGUAUGACAUUUCGCGCUCUUGGUAUCCCGUUGGGCUUCUAUGACUGGUGGAUUUGCCACCAGUACAUCGCCUUCACCGAGGUCCUCGGCCACAGUGGUCUGCGCGUCUACGCUAUUCCCCCCUCUACCUUGACCUGGUUACUUCGCAUGUUGCAUUGCGAGCUCGUCGUUGAGGAUCACGACCUACACCACCGCAAGGGUUGGAGGAAGAGCCACAACUAUGGGAAGCAGACCAGACUGUGGGAUCGAAUCUUUGGCACUUGCCACGAACGAAUUGAGUCGAAGCCGGAGAACGUUGAUUGGGACAACGGAGUGUAUUUCCCGAUAUUAUAG